Molecule: messenger RNA, 2543 nt
Organism: Pezoporus flaviventris
Lineage: Eukaryota; Metazoa; Chordata; Aves; Psittaciformes; Psittacidae
Gene: NALF2
Product: NALCN channel auxiliary factor 2
Exons: 4
Coding region: 29-1378 (449 amino acids)
Biological process (GO): calcium ion import across plasma membrane
Cellular component (GO): plasma membrane
Molecular function (GO): stretch-activated, monoatomic cation-selective, calcium channel activity
Source: RefSeq, a predicted model, not a curated record
CGCCGCCCCCCCGCGCCGCUCCCGCAGCAUGAUCCGCGGCGCCUGGAUGUACCCCCGCGGGGGCGCCGCCGGCGGGGCGGUGUGCUGCGCGCCGCGCCGCAGCGACAAGCCGGUGGCCGACCCCGAGCGGGCGCAGAAAUGGCGCCUCUCGCUGGCCUCGCUCCUCUUCUUCACCGUCCUCCUCUCCGACCAUCUGUGGCUCUGCGCCGGGGCCAAGCUCCGGGCGCGGGAGCGGAGCGGCGCCGGGAGGGCGAGGAGCCGCGGGCCGCGGGCCCUGCUGGCGGCCGACCCGGCGGGCGGCAGCUGCGAGGCCCUGCUCGGUAACCUCAGCCGGGCCCCCGGCCCCUGCCCCGCCGCCCGCGGCGACCUGGACUCGGCCUGCGCCCGGCUGCAUGCCCUGCAGCGGCCGCGGGGCUCCCCGGCCGGCGCGCCCCUCCGCUCGCCCCCCGCCGCCGCCCCCUACUUUGCCUCUCCCUCCUCCAAGAGGACCUUCCUGCAGGCUUACUUUAGGAACUUCAACCUCUCCUUUUGUGAUACUUACACGAUCUGGGACCUGCUGCGGGAGAUGGCCGGCCCGGACGGCCUGGACUGCAGCGUGGACAACCUGAUGGUGGACUUGGUGGUGGCGGCGGCCGGGGCGCUGGGCGGGGAGGCCUGUAGCAGCUGCGUCCAGGCGUACCAGCGGCUGGACCAACACGCUCAGGAAAAAUACGAGGAGUUCGACCUCUUGCUGGAGAAGUACUUGCAAUCGGAAGAGUACUCGGUCAGAUCCUGCCUGACAGACUGCAAGGCUGUCUACAAGGCCUGGUUGUGCUCCGAGUAUUUCAACGUGACCCAACAACAGUGCCAACACCGGAUCCCAUGCAAGCAAUACUGCCUGGAGGUGCAGACCAGGUGCCCGUUUGUGUUACCGGACAAUGAUGAGCUGAUCUAUGGAGGUUUGCCUGGCUUCAUCUGUACAGGGCUGCUGGAGAACCAGCUGCCUGACGAGGAGGCCAAGUGCUGCGAGGUGCAAUGGGAUUCCUGCGACCACCCGCCAGACAGCAACGACAACACAUCCCCCAAAUCCACAGCAUCAGAGUCACUCCAUUUCCACCGCCACGACCCCCACCUCCAUCACCAGCGGCAGAACCACUACCACCUCUACCACCACCACCACCACCACCAGUACCACCAGCCCCACUCCCCAUCCUUGCUGCCGGUCUCCGCAGGGUCUCGCUUCAGCAGCAGCAGGAUCAGACUGUGCGUGCUGGUCCUGAUGCUUCUCCACACCAUGGUGUCCUUCUCGAGCGUGCACAGCGGUGGCGGGGCGGCCGGCGGAGGGCUCAGCCUGGAGGCCCUGCCUGCCCUGGAGGAGAGCGUGGCGCGGGACGAGUGACAUGGAGGGGAAAGCCGACCUCUAAGAAGAACGCCAGAUCUUUUUCCACGAAGGGGGGCACAUGCUAUUCCUCCAAUGGGAGGCACGGGAUUGGGGGUGACGCACACACACACACCCCUGCACAUACCCCCAAGAGCUGCUCGCCGCGGGGCAUCCCCGUGAUGAAGAGUCUCUAAUGCGCACAGGGCUGCGGGACUCGGCUUUGAGAAGGGUUCGGUCAGUAGCAGCUGGCGCAGGAAGAGUGAAUCUUCUAGCCUCCGAUACGGUCGGACAUCACGGUUCUGGGAUGCCUUCAAACCUGGUGAUGCUCCCGUAUGCUCAUGGGAGUUUAAAUGUGGAAGAAACUCAACGGGCCGGGAUGGCGCGAAGCAGGAAAAGCCGCGGUUCAACAGGAACCGGUGUGAGGGAAAGUUCUGAAGAACCCCCAAGGAAAGUGUCCUUGCCCUCUUGCCCUUCUCCACUCCGAGCGCGGGAGAUGCUGCUCCUGGCAGCCGUGGCGAGGUCUCUCUGCCCCUCUGCCACGGGGGGACCUCGGUGGGGACCAGAGCCCACCCCCCGCCGGGGCAGCUUUGCCUGUAGGGGACCAGGCUGCUCGUGACCGAACCCUUCUCAAGUGCUUGUGACAUGUCGGUGGUUACAGAGCUCAGACCUACAAAACAAAAGGUCCUUUUACAGAACGUGGUGGCGAGGUGAAAACAAAACAGAAAACAAACCAUACUGCUGAAGUCAAAAUAUUCUUUCUAAUCCCCCUGCCCGGUUUCUCUUUCUUUCCAGCUUUCUUCCUCUGCCUCCUGAAUCCUCCCUCUCUGUUCCCACCCCCCUUCUGUUUCUCUUUCUCCCCUCUGUCAUAAGAAAGUGACUGUGUCCUCGAGGGGACAGUUUUCUUAUGCCAUUUUAUACACUGUGCUUCAUGUUUAGAACUUUUUUGCACUAGUUCCUAUUACAUUUCUUUUCCAAAAUGGUUUGACAAAAAAAAAAAAACCCAAACAAAAACACAGAAACCAUGCUAUAAUUCAGUUGUAUUAAAAAUAUUAUCCUACUACUCUCUGUGUUCAAUAGUCUCUGUACCUGUAAUGCUUUCAGUUCUGUUGUAUUUUGGGGCAGAGGUUUUCUCCGCUCCUUGUUUAACCCAGUAAAGAAAUAAAAUGUUAAGAAUUGAUGAUAA